CCAUUCCCGUGAGUGAAUACAUUUUUUUUCUGUGAAGUGUUAAUUUUUACAUUUUUUUCUGGAAAAAUAUCACAAUUAGUGCAUCUAUUUUGCACGAAAAACAAAAAUAAAUGUGUUAUUAUACUUUAUCUAAUCGUUACGUCCUCAUUUGAGAUCUCCUAUUGCAUAAUUUGUGGAGUUUUUGAGGCAGUAGAUGUGUAAAGUAAUUUCUGUGAACGAAGAAGAAAAAAAAUCAUUUUCAAUUUUUCUGUGAAGUGUGUGCGAGCGUGUAUAUGUGUAUGUUUCGAAAUACUCGUGGCUUCAUGGCAAACUGAAAAAAUUUCGGAAAUUUUUCCUUCCCAAAUUUCGUGGAGACGACGCUAAGUCUUUCCUACCAAAUAAAAAUCCUCUAAAAAAAAUUAUACAUUAAUUAUUGUGUCGAAAAAUUCCGUCGAUUUGGUGAAAAUAUUUGUCAUUGUUUUGACAAAGAAAACAAAAAGCCAUAUCUGACUGACUUGGGAUACAAAUAAUAAUAGUAGACGGCCAUCAGCAUACCUGUACUUUUGAAUGUAUGCCUGCCUACCUAAGUUGUUGAAGUAGGAAAGAAAAAGAUUAAAAAGAAAUACAAAAACAAAAUACUAAUAUAAAUACAAAAACAAAAAAAUAUUUGUAUUGGAAAGUUAUGUCUUAAAUGCUGGUGAUUGAUUAUCUGCGUCAAUUGCUCAUAGUUCUCCUACCGCGAAACAUCCUUUAUUUUUCGCGUCUCUUCAAAUUUUGUUUAUUUUUUGGUAAGCUUUUCCCACUAUUAUUUCGGUACAAUUAACACAAUGAGUGGCAUACCAAGUCCAUCACUUGCUCGCAUUAAUGGCGGUAGCGAUAGGGAUAAGGAUUCCAUGUGGUAUUUUUCAUCCGAUGAUUUGGCCAAUUCGCCCAGUCGUAAAGCUGGCAUUACUCCAGAUCAAGAACUGUCUUACCGUCAGAUGACUGCGUAUCUUAUACAGGAAAUGGGUCAAAGACUUCAAGUCUCCCAGUUAUGCAUUAACACUGCCAUUGUGUACAUGCAUCGUUUUUAUGCAUUUCAUUCGUUCACACAUUUCCAUCGUAACGGAAUUGCAGCGGCCAGUCUGUUUUUGGCCGCUAAGGUCGAAGAGCAACCGCGCAAGUUGGAACACGUUAUAAAGGCAGCAAAUAAGUGCCUCAAUCAGCCGACUACCUCUACUACAGAUACCUACUAUCUUGAGCAGGCCCAAGAUUUGGUAUUCAACGAGAAUGUUUUACUCCAAACAUUGGGCUUCGACGUAGCCAUUGAUCAUCCACACACUCAUGUUGUGAAAACAUGUCAAUUGGUGAAGGCUUGCAAGGAUUUGGCGCAAACUUCGUACUUUUUGGCCUCCAACAGUUUGCAUUUGACUUCAAUGUGCCUGCAGUACAAACCCUCGGUUGUAGCAUGUUUUUGCAUUUAUUUGGCUUGCAAAUGGUCACGUUGGGAGAUUCCCCAAUCCACUGAGGGAAAGCACUGGUUCCAUUAUGUGGAUGAGACGGUGACGAUGGAUUUACUGAAGAAAUUAACCGAUGAAUUUAUUGCCAUUUACGAAAAAAGUCCAGCUCGCCUUAAAUCGAAAUUGAAUUCAAUUAAGGCUCUGGCUCAAGGAGCCGGUAAUCGCCAGGGACAAGUUAAAGAUAAAAAAGCCGAUCAAGAUUGGAAGGUAUCGGAUAUGAUUAAUAUGAAAAUGUAUCAUCCAGCCGAGACAGGGGUGAAUACUGGCAGUCAGUCCCAAUCAUCUUCAUCUCUGUACUCGAGUCAAGGAUCGGCGGGAGGCGAAUCAAUGUCGCAACAACAAAGUGGAAGUAUAUCACAACCCAUGUUACCACCACCGCCUCAUCAACCUCAACAAAUGCGCAAACCCGAUCUGCACUCAUCCAGUCAACACCGUUCUCACCACAGUUCUUCAUCAUCCUCGUCUUCACAUCAUCCCUCCAAAAUUGGCUAUUCACCAGGCGAUGUACCCGACCACAAACUCAGCUCCGGCCACAGCAAGCAACCUCAACAACAGCAACAGCCGCAGCCUUAUGGUGGAAGUAAUAUGGUAUCUAAUCGACCACCUCGAGAGCACACCUCUUCGAUGAUGGCGCCCUCAUCCAACAAAUCAUCCAGCUCCUCGUCGAGGUCAUCAAUGUCGAAUAAUCUGCCAGGUCAACCCAUAAGGCAGUCUUCAUCACAAGGUCAUCAUCCCAUGGAGGGUAAUUAUCACAAGCCCAGGGAACGCAAUAUGGCAGUGCCACCACCAUCAUCUGGCCACAAUAUGCCACCACAUGGUAUCCCCCAUAAAUUGGCUCAAAAACAAGAUGGAAUUCGAUCAAUGUCCUCCAAAGAUCAUUCAGGUCGCUUGGCAGCAGAUCAAGCUAAUAAGCAAAGUAACAGUAACAAAAUGUUUCCAUCUUCUGUGUCUUCACAAUACGGAGGCAACAAUUUACAAAUGCCGCCAGGCAGCAAUAGUAACAGUCAAUUAUCGUCUAAACUGGAUACAAUGCAUGAUAUAACGCGUAACUUAAUGCAUACAUCGCGGGGUGGUUACAAUAAUCCGCCGCCACAAACGCAGCCUUCCGCUAAUGGUCCGGCCGCACCUCUACUCAACUUUCACCAACAGCAACAGCAGGGAUCACGCCACAGCAGUAGUAAUAUCAGCAAUAGCAAUACUAGUAGCAGUCUUAAGCAUGAACAAUCCAAACAACAAAUUUCCGUCCAUAUGCAACAGCAGACGCAAACAGCUGCCCACCACCACAAACAGCCACAACCUCUACCUACAGAUCAGUCGUAUGGCAGUUUGAGCGGAGCUCACGAUCUGCAACAACAGCCACACGCCGCCUCCCUUAUUAGCAAUAAUUAUAGUAAAAUUGAACCUCUACAGCAUUCCGAAGAACCCUCACAUAAUGUUAACCAAUAUAAUCAACAAGCUCAAAAUCAUGCUGCAAAAGCGGCCAAUUCUUUGUUUAGUCCCGAAUGGAGUGAUAAACUGCAAGGACAACAACAGGAGCCUCAUAUGUCACAACAGGUGCUACCUCUGCCUGUACAGGGCAGUGGUCUCAACAGCUAUAUGAAUAGUUCCUGCAAUUUGACACAAAAUCCAGAUGCUUAUGCAGCAAGUGGCUAUAAAAUACCUUCUAGCUCUAUAAGUAGUAAGGAAAGUAGUCCUCCAAAGAUAAAAGGCGAACGAGACACUCCUUCCAAGAAGGAUAAGAAUCGUUCAAAUUCGUCUAAUCAAGAUAAUGGUCGGUCGGCUGUUGGUCACGCAUCAGCACAACAACAAAUUCUUAAAACUACAAUACCCAAAAAACUUGAUUCGUCAUUAUCAAGCUCAUUAACAGGCCUUAACGAACUUGCUGGUACAAGUAAUAUGGGUUCAGUUGGCGGCAUUAAGCGACCCAAUGAAACGGUCACCGUUAAACAAGAUGACGAUUUACUGAUGCGGGACAGCAAAAUACGAAAGAUUGAUCCGCCUGCCGGCAACGACAUUGGCAAGCUUCAAGUUGUGAAUGGCAUAGAAACAAAUCCAGAUUUGGUACGAAAUCUGCUUAAGGAAAGUCUGUGCAGCACACCUUCCAUUGUUACACCAAGUCUACAGCCACCUGCCGAAUUAUUUGAACCCUCUGCCACUACCUCAUCAACAAAUCAACACAACACCUCCAUAACAUCGAUUAGUACUACUGUGCUGUCAGGUAAUUCGGAUGUCUCUGCAAUGGAAACCGAUGAUCAUGGCACAUCGGGCAGUAAGUCGGAGAAAAAGAAGAAAAAGGACAAACAUAAACACAAAGAGAAGGACAAGUCGAAAGAUCGAGAAGAAAGGAAGAAACACAAAAAAGAUAAAGAUCGCCAUAAAGAUAAGGAACGUGACCGAGACCACAACGACAAUGGAAAUUCAAGUGCCGCGGGAUCUGCGGAACAUGUUAAAAUAAAAAUUUCCAAAGAAAAACUGGAGGCUGGUGGAGAGCCCAUUGGGUUCAAAAUUAAAAUACCCAAAGAUCGUAUAAUGGGUGAUCUUAAUACAGGUUCCUCCGGCCAAACAAAUAUCGAUUCAUCUGCAUCGCAUGGUCCCCCGGUCUUGAAAAUCAAAAUAUCUAAGGAUAAGCUGGAAAGCUACAGUAGUGGUUCAACCGACUUGGGCGCCGGCUUGGCUGCCACAACGCAUCCAUCAUAUGGACAUAAUCCAUCAGUAGCAUAUACAUCCUACGGCGCUGCAGGUUCACACUCCAACCUCUCAACAACAACGCAUAGUAGCAGCAGUAGUAGCAAGAAAAAAGAUCGCGACCGCGAGAAGGACCGUGAACGAGAUAAGGACAAGAAGCGCAGUCACGAAUCUUCAUCGUCGAAAUCGAAUGGCAGUGGGGUCGGUGGUGGUAGCAGUGGUUUCAUGACUGCUGGAGUUGUAGGUUCAAAUGCAACAAAUGGCUCAAUUGCUGGACAACACCACUCGAACUCUAUCAGUGGCAGUAGUACAACGCAAAAAGCGCAAUAUUCCAGCAAGUUGCAAGCUCUAAGAAAACGUUUAUUAAAUUUUUUUCCUGGUGGAAGAUUCCAAUCCAAAGUAAAAACUAAAAAAACACUAUCGAAACGUUUUUAAACAAUACUUUAGUAAACAUAAAAAUGAAUUCAUUAAUGUUGAAAAUUUUGUAAGAAGUUUUGCUCCGACUUAUGAAUAAUAAUUAAUUAAUACACAGUCUCUGUUUGGCACGCGACACAGAAGCCUCCGUGUUCAAACAAAAGCAUUUUUUUAUUUGGCUUUAACGUAAAAGUUAUCUUUAAACAAUGAUACUAUUUUUAUUAUUAUUUUAAUUUCUUAAUACAUGAUAACUAUUAUACAAACUGUAAAAUUGUUUCAUUCUUACUUCUUUUUAUAAAUUAUAAAAAAAAACUAUUUAAAUUGAAAUCUAAAUAAAGAGAAAAAACUUAUUGUAAAUAUUUAUACUAUAUACUGACACUAAUUUAUACAAAUAAUACAAAAUAUGUUACAAAUAUGGGAAAUUUAAUAAAAAAUCAUUUAAUUUACCACAAAUUCCUAUAAACAAUUGAAUUGCAAAAUUAAAAAAAUUAACUUAAAGAAUUAAAUUAAUAAAAAAGAGAAUAAUUUUAAACAAUUACCAGAGAAAGUUAUAAAAAAUGCAAAUGCUAGAAAUAAGAAAUAAAAAAUAUGAUAAAUAAUAAAAACAAAAGUGAAAAGAAAAACUCAAAA
Molecule: messenger RNA, 5207 nt
Organism: Calliphora vicina (urban bluebottle blowfly)
Lineage: Eukaryota; Metazoa; Arthropoda; Insecta; Diptera; Calliphoridae
Gene: CycT
Product: Cyclin T
Exons: 6
Coding region: 807-4598 (1263 amino acids)
Biological process (GO): positive regulation of DNA-templated transcription, elongation; regulation of transcription by RNA polymerase II
Cellular component (GO): cyclin/CDK positive transcription elongation factor complex; nucleus
Molecular function (GO): cyclin-dependent protein serine/threonine kinase activator activity
Source: RefSeq, a predicted model, not a curated record